GACAAGUAGAGUACUUAAAAAGUCGGAAGUUUAUGAUUAAUGCUAAAUCUAGUCUCUGUCAAUUUCAAAUCAGAGUAUGUAAAUCGUCCAUUACAGGAUAUUUACAGAACACAGCGUGCGUGAAAAUGAAGCUGUGUCUUUCUGUAUUGUUCUUGAUUUACUUCUGGUCAGCAGACACUUACACAGUCAAAGUCCUGUCGAACGUCUCCAAGAUCUCGGAAGGAAAAGACCUGCUACUGAGUUGUAUCGUGGAGGGCCUAACAGAGGAACUAUUCCUAGACAGAUCAAACGCGUAUUCGGAGUGGAUAUUCCGGGGAGAUAACAGAGUGGUGAUACUAAGCCAGGUCCCACAGAAGAACUCCUUCAUACCUAAAUACGCGACGAAUCUUACAAGAGACACACUUUCUGAUUCUCUUCACUUCACAAUAGUAAUCAAUGAAGUCACCGACAGAAACAAAGGAGUUUACACCUGCGUGGUUUCCAAGGAUACAACGGUGAUUAGGAAGCAGCUGGAAAUUUCAGGUGAAGACGAGGCAGAUAAGAUGUCGACUUCCCUGGUGUUUGUUGACGACAAAGUAUCGAGGGAGGCGGCGGACAGGAAGUGCGAGUUGUACGGGUUUCACACACCAAACAACAGGACAAACAUUACAGAACUCAGCUUAAUCAUGCAUCCUAAUGAAACGUCAUGGACAUUUCGUGAUGACGACAGACAUGACGUCAUACUGAAUCGUCACUGGCUUUCCAUCAGAGGUUGUUUUCAUAUGAAUGUGACAUUUGAAGCGCAGCACUAUACGGAUUGUGACGUCAUCUAUGACGCCGAAUAUUCCUUAAUGAAUGCCUAUCUUGCAAUACAUAACAACUCUUGCUACGUUUUAUGGAAAUCGAUUAAAGAAGACCUGAUGAAAUUUCGACUUCCGGAAUCGUCAUGCGGAUGGAAGUGUCCGGAUGUUAUUGAGACCGGAUGUGGUGGUGAAGAUGCGGUGUCUUUGUACAAAGUGGUGGAAGUUGAUAGGAAAGACUGGGUAGGAUUUCAGCAAUCGUACGAAGAAGACUGCAAUGCUUUGUAUUUGUCAGAUGUUGAACUCCCAAAACAAAGAAUACCGUGUCACAUAAACUCCACAUGUAGUGCUAUAUGCAUACAGGGUAAGAAAACUCGCACAGAAUGAUCGCCUUCACGUGUGUGUUGCAGGGUAACCUCCGAGGUCAAGAUAUUUGUUCAAAUAUAAAAGCCGAGGCGUUAGGCAAGGGUUUUAUAUUUCAAACAACAUUCUCAAUCAAGGAGGUUAUCCUGCACCAUACACGGAAACAAGAACUUUAUUUCUAUCCUACGGCUCAGAAAUAUACAGCCGAUCGUGUUCCUAUACAGCUACGGAUUAGGUCACUGUGACGUCAUGGUGGUUUCCGAAACGGCCUACAUUAUUGUUUUGCUGACGAAAAAAGUGAGAUGGUAGUGGUAUUCAAAAUCUAUUUUGAAAAAUAUUUCAAGUAUUUAGUUUGAUGUUAAUACAUUAUAUCAAUUGCUUUGAAUACACAGUUCAAGAACAACUUGUAUGUGCAUCGCUAUGUUUAUAUGUGUUCGGCUUUCGGAACGCAGACGACUGGUUUAUGCUGAAUGGGAAUUAAACAUUCUUCAGUCAUUUAUGAAUUUGUUUUACAACAUAUAUUGAUUGAUUUUUAUGAUUAUAAGAUUGAAUUAUCAGUGAUCGAUUUUAUUGUUGCAAAACUGGAAGUUAUAAUUGUAAUUGUAAUUAAAAGAUUUAUAUAGCGCCCAAUCAACAUUAGUUUUCUAAAGCACUUUACAAAUAUGAGAGAAAAGAUAAUAUAAAACUGAUGUGCACAUACAUGUAAAUAAAAUAUUCAUACUGUCAAAAUUAAGACGCAUAAUUAUUAUUAUCAAUAUAUAGCGCGUAAUGUAGUGGUAUAAUUAGCCUAAUAACAAAUAUAACAAUUCAAAACAACUUUUAGGAAUAAUGAAUGCAUAGAAAGAGCAAAGGUAUGAUAACAAACUACACUUUUUUGUGCUUUUUCUUUUUUGUGUGUGUUUGUUUAUUUGUAUUGUUGGUAUAUUUUUGUAAAAUAAAUUUAACAGCACUGUGAGAGCUGUAAUGUAAGAGCACUAAGUAUGUAAAAAAAAAUAAUCACAAAUUAAAAGCUUAUCUAAAAAGAUGCGGUCUGGGGUUCACUUGAAAACUUUACAGUUAAGUACAUUGUCUGAGUUUAAAAGGCAGGGGGUUCCACAGACUGAUGCGGCCUUGUCCAAACAUCGAUCCUUAUAUGUUUUUGUACGUGUCCGAGGUACCUGGAGAAGAUGCAGAUAUUCGGAUCCUAGUGAUCGUGUGGGAUUGUAAACUGUAAGGAUAUCCUUUAUGUAGACUGGAGAUAGGUUGUUGAGGGAUUUGAAAAUAUGGAGAGGGAUAUUAUAUUGAAUUCUGAACCAGUGAAGAUCUAUUAGAACAGGAGUAAUAUGGUCGGCCUUUUUUGAGCGUGUUAUUAAUCUUGCAGCUGUGUUUUGUGCCCUCUGAAGUUUGCUGGUGUGUUGAGAAUGAACAUCAUAAAGCAAUGCAUUUCCGUAAUCUAAUCUGGAUGUAACUAGUGAGUUUACACAGGCAAAUGUGCCUCACGUGAAUUUCACGUGAAAUGCUGUUCACGUGAAGUUCACAUGAACCUUUCACGUGAAAUUCACGUAAAUUUCAUGUGAAUUUCACGUGAAAAGUGAUUCACGUGAAAUUCACGUUGAUAUGUCCACAUGAAUUUCAUGUGAAUCGCUUUUCACGUGAAAUUCACGUUAAAUUUUUCACAUGAAUUUCACGUGAAAAGCAUUAUAUCACUUUUCACAUUAGUUCUUUGCGAAAAUUUUAAUGUGAUUUGAUUUUCGCAAGGAAAUAAUGUGAACGUUGAUUCACGUGAAUUUCACGUGAAAAGAUUCACACGAAUUUCACGUGAAAUUUCUUCAUGUGAAAUUCACACGAACAAUUUCACACGAAUUUCACGUGAAAAGCUAUUCACGUUAAAAAUUUCACAAAAAAAAGCGAUUAAAGUGAAAUUUUCACACUUCUUAAUAUAUUCAAGCGAAAAAAUAAAUAAAAUUAAGGUAAAAUAUAAAACGAUAUGGAGAUUAGGCAAUUCAAAAGUUAGAGUACAUUUAUAAAAUGUAGGCAAACGACCAAUAAAGUAGAUCCUGCUCACACCUCCCUCUCCUCGUUUAUUUGCGAAAUUAUUAACUUGCAUUGUAGUUCUGUACGCAGUAUGAUUACAUGUACUUUCCACACCUGAUUUCUCUCAUUUCCCAUUAUUUUUCUCUUAAGAAUUAAAAUAUAAAUUAAAUCUCCCAUCAUCAUAUAUAUUAAUGAAAGCAUAUUUUCCAACUACUUGAAGAAUCACUAUAUUGAUAGAGUUAAAAUAUGCAACUUCAAAACCACGAAAUUCUCUAAACUUGGAAAAUUACUAUUUUACAGUAAAAUCAGAAAGAACUAUGAAUUAAAACUAAUAAGACCAUUUGAAAUUUCCAUUUGUGAGAGUAGUACGUUUUAAAUAGCUAAGAAUAUUUGCCCACCCUUUAGAAAUUGAAACUGGUGAAUAUUCAAAACCACGCAUUCCAAAAGAUUGUUGUUUUUGUCAGUUUUGUAAAACUACUGAAGAUGAGUUGAAGUUUUUAUCUCGCUGCUUUAUGAUGUUAGUAACAGGCUACUUGUCGGGGUGCACUUGGGCUGUUUACAUACAUGUGAUUUGAGGGUAGUAUUGUGCAGGUGGGAAAAAAUGCCAUGAUAUUGUUUUCCGCUGUCGGUAGUUUGGCAUCAAUUUUAAUUACCCCCCCUCCUUAUUAGAUACAUCGAGAAUAAUUACCAGUGUGAUACCUUGGAAGCUGGUGUAUGCAUAGAAUUAGACCUACUGGAAAUUGCUGAUACACGCAUGUAGAAAUGAAAAUUUUCUAUCAGCCGUAUUCACUAUCCCGAAUUUGUAGAUCGUCAAUCAAAAGGAAAACACAGAUUUCUAGCACUCGGAAGAAAGCGAAUAACAUAAACAAUCCUUAACAUUACUGUCCAUGUAUAUUUAGAUAACUUUAAAAAAAAUAUCUAUAAAGCUUUACACUACAGUUAGAUUCCGGUAAUAUUUACAAGAUUGUGACGUCACACUCGAGUAAGCCGUCUGACGUAUGCAAGACAGCGAAUGUGAAAGUACAUAGAAACUCUACAGGUAAGAUGAGAUUGAGCAUUGUAAUUUAUAAAUGUUCAAUGUAAAUUCAAGCCAUUAGGCUUAUUACAUUUAUGUGAUCUAAAGUUCCUAAUGCAACCGCUUAUUUCAGUCUGAUGAGAAUUACUUUCAACGAAUAGGCACGGCAGCGAAAAUACGGAAGUCACUUCGGGGACGUGUCGCAGAAUCGCAUAACUCUACACGAGAUUAAAAGAAAGAAAAAAAAAGACAAUGAAGACAACCAUGUAAAAACAAAUUCAAUCAAUUAAAUUAUCAGCAGAUUAAGAGCAGAUUUGUACUCCUUUUUGUGUUCAUGUGAACCCGAGAUUCAGAGUAUCAAAAUAUCCAUGUAUGAAUUAACGUUAUAAAGUUUAUGUGAAAUUCACGUGAAUUUUAUGUGAAAUUCAUGUUAAAGAUUUCAUGUGAAAUUCACAUGAAUUUCACGUGAUUUUUUUUCGUGUGAAUUCACAUUUGAUGCUCUUUUAACGUGAAUUUCACAUAGAAAUUUUCACGUGAAAUUCAUGUAAAUUUCACGUGAAAUUCACGUGAGGCACAUUUGCCUGUGUACUAUAGUUUUUCAUGCUUCAUCAUUGAUAAAUGAACAGAUACAUCCAAUUCUGCGAAUGUUUAGAUAUGCUGAGCGGGAAUUAGAGAGACGGUGUGUUUACAUGGUAAGGGAUUUGUCAAAGAAUACGCCUAAUUUCUUUUUUUCAACGAAAGAUGAAUCACUUACAACACAGUCUCCAAAUUCAAGAUCAAAACUGCUCAUAUCGUUAAGUCUGUAUUUUGGUGUGAAGAAUACAAGUUCAAUUUUAUCUUCAUUGAGUUUGAGGAGAUUAAUACUCAUGCACACAUACGUAUAAACAAAUUGGGAGUCUUUGAGACAUAUUCGUCCAAUUGUCAUCAGGUUCAACAAUGAUAUAGAUCUGGGUGUCAUCGGCGUAUAUAUGAUGCGUCAUAUCAUGACGUGCAUAAUUCCCUAAGGGUUUUGAUAAAAGACAGUAGAGUCUCGGACCCAGGACUGAACCUUGCGGUACACCAGUACAAGCAUCGGACAAUGAUGAACCGACGGCAACACGUUGGUAAUCAUGACUAAGAUAGGAUUUAAUCCAUUCAAUACAUAUCCAGUGAUACCAAAAUUGUUGUUCAUACGCUGCAAUAAGAUAGUGUGGUCUACGACACUGAGAGCCGCAGAGAUAUCGAGCAAUACAAGGAUAGCGCAACUGUUAUUGUCAAGUACACAUACGAUGUCAUUAUGUACCUUCAUUAGUGCAUUUUCUAUACAGUGUCCCGUUCUGUACGCGGACUUAAAAUUGUCAUGCAGUUGAUGCAUAUCCAGAUGUGCUUCAAUUCGUUGUACAAUAACCUUUUCAAGAAUUUUCGAAACGAACGAAAGAUUUGACACAGGGCGAUAGUUUUUGAAAAUUUCUUUGUCAAGCCUUGGUUUUUUCAGUAGUUCAAGCGAGAUGUGUAUCAAUUUUCUCAUAAUCAGUUAUUACGUAUGAAUAAUGACCGCGACAUUUCUUUUAUCUUUGUAAUAACCGUGGUAGAAUUUAAGUAAAUGAACUUUAUAUUCUGAAGUUGAAAUAAAAAAACAACAACACAUGCCCGAGUUCCUCAUUGAUAAUAUCUUCGUGCCUUUUGGUAAUCAGGUCUUCCAACAUUCUAUUGGAAUUCCCAUGAACAUGAAUUGAUCUGUGGUGUAUUUAAUUUUGAGUUCACUGGGAUAUAUCGACUCGACAGAUGAAUGGAAAUUAUUAUUGUUAUUUGAUAAUACGUUGUCGAUAGAUCUAAAUGUCGAAUUGAAGGCCACCGCAAGAUAUAUUUUCUUCUCAUGUAAAAGUUUUUGAAUAAAUUAUGCUUCAUAGGAUAGUAAAAGCACGUGAGCUAACAAAGGAGCACAAUUCUUGCCCAUGGAAAUUCCAACAGAGUGUUGGAAGACCUUAUCACCAAAAGCUACGAAGAUAUUGUCAAUGAGGAACUCAAGGUUUGAAAAUAAUCGCGAACUUAUGUAUUCCGUAUUUUAACAAAUGAACAAGUGCGACUGCUAGUUGUUAUUCACAACUCACAAUAGCAGUAAAUGUUUGAAAUGCAGUGUAAAUGAUUCAGCUUAAUAUUUCAAUAGAAUCUAAUGAAAGCAAGGUUUUCUCCAACGACACUCUUGUGAUAUGGAUGGAUGCGUACCAUUUAUGCGCUGAAAUGAACGCCAGUCUUCCUGACGAGAGACAGAACAUUUCUUACACCACUGAUGAGUUCCCUUGUCUGGGGAUAUUCAAAAGCAGCAAACUAUCUUUCCAGG
This is a messenger RNA of Ostrea edulis (European flat oyster), 6490 nucleotides long. RefSeq lists its product as uncharacterized. Lineage: Eukaryota; Metazoa; Mollusca; Bivalvia; Ostreida; Ostreidae. The transcript has 8 exons. Bases 33 to 1166 code for a protein of 377 amino acids. The record is from RefSeq and is a predicted model, not a curated record.